GUGUCUCUCUGGUUGGAGUUACCUAGCCGUUAAUAACCUCUAAUCAGUUAUACUAACCAUUAAUAACCUCUAAUCAGUUAUACUAACCAUUAAUAACCUCUAAUCAGUUAUACUAACCAUUAAUAACCUCUAAUCAGUUAUACUAACCAUUAAUAACCUCUAAUCAGUUAUACUAACCAUUAAUAACCUCUAAUCAGUUAUACUAACCAUUAAUAACCUCUAAUCAGUUAUACUAACCAUUAAUAACCUCUAAUCAGUUAUACUAACCAUUAAUAACCUCUAAUCAGUUAUACUAACCGUUAAUAACCUCUAAUCAGUUAUACUAACCAUUAAUAACCUCUAAUCAGUUAUACUAACCGUUAAUAACCUCUAAUCAGUUAUACUAACCAUUAAUAACCUCUAAUCAGUUAUACUAACCAUUAAUAACCUCUAAUCAGUUAUACUAACCGUUAAUAACCUCUAAUCAGUUAUACUAACCAUUAAUAACCUCUAAUCAGUUAUACUAACCGUUAAUAACCUCUAAUCAGUUAUACUAACCACGAUGUGUCUCUGGUUGGCCACACAGGGUUCAGUAUCUCUGUUGUCGUCAGUGUGUGAUAACUGGAUCCUGGCGCUGCACCAGAUCCUGUUAAUCCUGCUGGUCGUAGGGAAGUGGCUUCUCCCAAUAGCAGGAGGGGUGACCAGGGAUGAACUGUCUCAGCUCCUCCUCCACUUCAUAGGCACUGCCGCUGACAUCCUGGAGUUUACCUCAGAGACACUGUUGGAUGUCAAGGACAGCAGUCCCAGCAUGGUGUACGUCAUCCUAGGAGUCUGGACGUGGAGUAUGUUCCAGUUUCCUCUCCACCUGUCAGUGUCUACCUCCAGACCUGAUGAAUACUCCGAGGGGAAUCAGGGUGUGUCUCUGCUGGCCAGACUAAGAACAGAUAUCUGGAGCAUGGUGGAGAGCCUCUUCAUCCAGGACGGACCCUUCCUGGUGGUCCGCCUCACCCUCAUCCUCUACUUCCACGUCAUACACCAGAUGCUCAUCUUCUUUGCCAUCAAGAACUUCCUGGUGGUCAUUCUGAACUUCUACCGUCUGUCUGUCAUCUACUGCGACUACAAGGCUUCAGGUUAAUCUGAGGUUAUUGUCACGACUUCUUCCGAAGUCUGUCCCUCUCCUUGUUCGGGCGACGUUCGGCGGUCGACGUCACCGGUCUUCUAGCCAUUGCCAAUCCACCUUUAAUUUUACAUUUGUUUUUUGUCUUGUC
Molecule: messenger RNA, 1247 nt
Organism: Salvelinus namaycush (lake trout)
Lineage: Eukaryota; Metazoa; Chordata; Actinopteri; Salmoniformes; Salmonidae
Product: transmembrane protein 26-like
Exons: 3
Coding region: 542-1114 (190 amino acids)
Source: RefSeq, a predicted model, not a curated record